AUGACUAACGCUUUCAAGGAACACGAACGCGACCUUCGGCUUUCCAUUUACACCAUUAUCGUCGUCACAACUACAUGGGGUCCACCACUGCUUGGUGGGAUAACAUCGCGAGGCCAGACUGGGUUCGAGUUACAGUUCACAGUUCUCAGCUGCUUUUUUGUCCUUGCCGUCCCGGCCAUUGCCCUCGGUGUGCCCGAGACAGCAUAUGACCGCGCUGAUACACUACCUCGAAUUGAUGAGGGUAGUGAAAGUCCGUACAAGGAGUCCAUGUGUCAGGGUAUUCGACGGGACCGUAUCUUGGAUGCCAUCAACGACUACAUUGUGAAGAUGAAGCCAUAUUCCUACACCAGUGGAUCGGCAGAUUCGAUCACCCUGCUCGAAGCACCUCGUGCUUUCAUUGCACCUACUACAGUAAUUCUCUUUUUCACAUCCCUCUUUCCAUAUUCAUCACUGUGGGCCUUGAGCUCGACUCUCUCCCUUCUGUUCCACUCUGUCUACACCACAACCACCAUCGGCGUUCUUAUGACGGGUCCCUGGCUUCUCGCCACCGCUACGGCAACCGUCCUGACGCUCCUACCGUUCUUCAUACCUCGAUUACAGUCGCGAUUUCCCGUCUUGUCCUCUCUUUCAACGCAGUUCAACAACAAGGUCAUCACGGUUGCCAUCACAGCCGGUUCCUUCCUCUCCUUUAUCGGCAUCCUUACCUUUGGCCUUCAUACCAACGUGGGCAUUGACAAUGGCAAGAUUUCGAGUACGAACCUUCCAGCAAUCAGCUUCGUCCUCGGUCUCCUCGCUGCAGGGGCGUACGUCUUUGAUGCUAUCUCCCGUCCGUUGAUUGGGCUGAGCACUGCGUCAACGUCCUCCCCCGACAACCAGACUACUGCUACCAGACACGAAAACGAUAUGGCGGCCGGCGUGGCAUGUUGGAGGACCUUGUUUGCCGGCAUUCUGGUUAUUGCGGUUCCUAGUGGGAUCUCGAGUUCGAGUAGCGGUGCGGCUUUGUCGUCAGGGCAUGGGUUGAGAGAUAUGUGUAUUGGGUUUGCAGUGGUACAGACAGUUAUUGCGGCCAUAGUGGCGGGUGUGUGGUGGUUCUACGGGGAGGAGGUUAGGAGAUGGGAUGGGGUGGUGAUGAAGUUAGAGGAUUCAGGGACGGCGGGAAAGGGAUCGAAGGGAAGGGAGGGCAGUUUCUUUGAUACGGAUUAA
This is a messenger RNA of Neurospora tetrasperma FGSC 2508, 1203 nucleotides long. RefSeq lists its product as uncharacterized. Bases 1 to 1203 code for a protein of 400 amino acids. The record is from RefSeq and is a predicted model, not a curated record. The transcript has a single exon. NCBI's taxonomy places the organism in Eukaryota, Fungi, Ascomycota, Sordariomycetes, Sordariales, Sordariaceae.